UCCGGAUGGGAUCCAAAUCCGCCAAGAAAACCUAAAAUCCUUUUUCCUCUCACUCUUCCCCCGUCUCGCCCCGGCGCUGUGUUUUCCUCCACCCCACCAUUUUCAGUCUCUUUACCCCGCCCUCCACCCCUCCCCUGGCGUUUAUAUCUACUCUUCCCACCCUUGUUUAUCUCCUCCUCCGUCCCCCAAAAACUUUCUCUCUCUAUCUGUAUACGUAUAUAUUUGUCUCCCUACCUUUUGAUUUCAGCAGGGAAGGAUGUGGUAAGAAGUUUUAAUUACUUGAAAGGAUCUCCAAAACAUUGAAGACUCUAAGCGGGGUCUGGAGUUGGUUGCUCGGCUGGGGUGGGUGGCGCAGGUUUGUCGACUGUCAACCCCUGCACGCCGGCAGCCGUCCAAGAUUCACCGGCCGACGGCAUCAAUAGCAACAUUGGCAACUGUCAGAACUGUUAUUUUCUCAGAAUUAUACUUCAAAAACAAACUUCUGGGUUGGAAUUUGGUAUAAUGGAGGUCACGGACCGAGAGAAUUAUUUAGGAGAGGGUGUUAUUGAGGCCUAUUCACAAAAAUCCAAUGACAUUGAUGAACAAGAAGAUCACUAUGCUUCUGCGUCUUCUUCCAAGUCACAAUUCAGGAAAGCGACAUUGAAGGCUCGCUGGAGUGAUGAGACGGGCAUGGCUGAGGUUGUAGAUAAAAAGGGUACAAUUUGGAGGACCACGGGAAUUGUUCGUAGUAGCAAGCUCUAUUUCUCCAUUGAGGAAGUUUUGUUUUUGAUUGAAAUAGGGGCUUUGCUUCUCAUGGAUAAUGGUGAUAUUAGCCUUUCCUUGGAAGACAUGUAUGUGAAGAUUUCAAAUGGAAAGCACGGGUGCAGUUGGGAGGAAUUUCAAGCUUAUAAGCAACUCAAAUCUCUUGGUUACAUUGUUGGGCGGCAUGGUGUCCCCUGGUCUAUGAAGAUUGUGAAGAGUAAUCAUGAAUCUGUUUCUUCUUAUGGUUGCCGUGACCAUGAUGAGGCAGUGGACUUGGAUUCAGAAGAGUCUAGGUCUGUCAUUGGAUUGUUCAAUGAGAUGCAAAUUAAUGAAGUAAGGCUGGUUUUUGAUGUUUAUCUCCCAAACAGCAAGUUCAGGAAGUCUUCUCCUGGUGACCCAAGUUUUGUGCUCUGCUUUACCAGGGGUCAUCCACCAUCCAAAGCAGACCUAGAAGCCCUCGAGAGACGAUGCGGGAACAUUCCCGUGAAGGUUUGUCAUGUGGAGCAGGGGAUUGUGAGUUUAUUUUCCUUUGACAAGGGUUGCAACUGUUUAUGUCCGUUCGCUGUAGUUGAGAUCAUCAACAUCAGAAUCCAAACAGAUUAUCAAUUCUUCUUCUUCCCGCUCGAUGCAAAAGCAGGAAUAUCAAGAAUAGGUGAGGUUGAGGUCGAAUUUGAAGUCAUGUCAGAACAAGAGAAACACGAGCGGGAAUUCGGACUCGUUGAAUCUUGACAUAGCGAUUGAAGGCAAAUGCAUGAACAGCUGGAUUGUGUCUGGUUGAUGGAUUAUGCGUUUGUCAUGAGCGUUGGUAGUGCAAUGCAGAUGCAGGAGCUUAUUAACAUCAUGGCUCCAGGUAACUACAGCGCUCAUGCACAUGAGCUCAUGUUGAAUGCCACUGUCAUGCUUAAGGUAAUCAAUGGCGUGUCGCAUUUGUUGGUGACUCUUAGCACAAACGUUUGAUAGAUGGCCUGAAUAACGGUAAAUGUUUUUCCGUCAGCAUUAUUCAGUUAAACCGUGUAACGGUUAAUGUUUCAAAAUAUCAUGGUAGAGGUUCCCUUCAAAAAAAAAAAAAAAAAAUAUCAUGGUAGAGGCCACAUUUCCCAUUA
This is a messenger RNA of Malus domestica (apple), 1844 nucleotides long. The record is from RefSeq and is a predicted model, not a curated record. Lineage: Eukaryota; Viridiplantae; Streptophyta; Magnoliopsida; Rosales; Rosaceae.